AUGUCUCUACCAAAAUACUUCAUCUCUUCAUUCCUUCCACACAAACACACUCGCGAAUAUUAUUCGUUUACCUUCUUUUCCCGAUACAUUCAAUCCCUUAUCCUCUCAUCAUCAUUUGUCUUUCUCGUCAUUCUUCUCCAACUCUAUCAACCCAUCCUUUCACAAUGUAAUUCCAACCUAAUUUCCAACACUUUCACUCCAUCUCUGCCUUUCGGUAAAUUUUAUGAUAUUUGUCCCGUGGGUUAUGCGAACAACAAUGGAAAAUGUGAAACGUUCGAAUCGGUGUGGAAUUCCAAACUCGGCUCUAGUUGCAAUGUCACUUCAGAUUGUAAAUUUACCUCAAUGUCAUGUGUCAAGAAAAAGUGUAUUGCCAUGGGAAGAAUGAUUGGAGAUUCAUGUGUCGACGCUUCUCAAUGUGUCGUGAAUGUUUUAGACAUGUAUGAUACUGCCACUUGUUAUCAAUCAAAAUGCAAACUGGCAAUUAAAAAGAAGAAAGCAGGAAUUGGCCAAGCCUGUAACACCGUAUCAGAAAAUGAUGAUGCAGUUGUAACUUGUGACGAUGGUGUUUGUCCUCCAAAAUUGACUCCUGACAUGGAACAAAAAUGUGUGAAAAUCUCAACGGCCAGAAAAGGAGAAACAUGUGGAUUCAAUGUGACCUUUUCUCCCACAACCUCUGUUACAGGAAUAGUCAUUUGUGAAACCGGUACCAUUUGUUCAGAGAAAAUCUUAAACGGAAAAUGCAAAACUCAAGUGAAAAGAUAUCAAAAAUGUGAUCCCAAAUCCAAUGACCAAAUGUGCUAUGGAAAUUUAGUGUGUCGAAAGAGGACAGCCGAUUCGAUCGAUCACACCUGUGAAUAUCGUUCAAAUAUUGGAGAAUAUUGCGAAGAAGACAAAGAUUGUGCCUUCACUAACACUCAAAUGGUUUCGUGUGAAAAUUCCAAAUGCAUUCGAGCUCGAUAUUUAGCCAAUGGGCAACCCUGCACCAAUCACACCCAAUGUUACAGUUCAUUCUGUGAUCCCUCUUCAAAACUUUGUUCAGGUUUUGCCAGUAAGCGAUAUAUUUGCAACACCAAAGCCAACAGCUGCAACUCAAUUUCCUCACAAGGUUGUGCCUGUGGUGGUAAAGAACUUUCCACCAAUUCUUCUGGACUCUGUGUGGCCUCCUGCACUGGAGCAUUCAAUGACUUACAUGCAUGUCUCUACAAUUUAGGUCUCGUUUAUUAUUUCAAUAUUUUACCAUUGCCUCAAUAUUUGGGUUUCACACAAUUUGCAGAUGAAGAAUCCUCUGCAUUUCGAUUGUGUCGUUCCUAUUACAACAAAUUCUAUUCAUGUAUGAAAAAGACUUGGAUCGAUGCUGGAAUUUCAGCGAAUGGAGGUUCCAUUCCAGGAGUCACAUUGGAUGCUGGUUUGGAUGAUGGUCAAAAUGUGGUCAUGCCAUUCCGAAAUGCAGCACCUUCUUUAUGGAAUGGAAGAGGUAGUUUUGUGGUACAAAUUUGGAUCAUGACGAUGAGUGUGUGGUUCUUGUUGUUGGUAGUUUUGAAUUUGUAA
This is a messenger RNA of Naegleria fowleri, 1548 nucleotides long. RefSeq lists its product as uncharacterized. Lineage: Eukaryota; Heterolobosea; Eutetramitea; Acrasida; Naegleriidae. Bases 1 to 1548 code for a protein of 515 amino acids. The transcript has a single exon. The record is from RefSeq and is a predicted model, not a curated record.